Asparagus officinalis (garden asparagus) is the source of this 2352-nucleotide messenger RNA. Its product is annotated as NAC transcription factor 29-like. The transcript is spliced from 3 exons. The coding region runs from base 1 to 927 and encodes 308 amino acids. Lineage: Eukaryota; Viridiplantae; Streptophyta; Magnoliopsida; Asparagales; Asparagaceae. Gene Ontology annotation, molecular function: DNA binding. The record is from RefSeq and is a predicted model, not a curated record. Gene Ontology annotation, biological process: regulation of DNA-templated transcription.
AUGGAAGGCUUUUAUCUACAAGGCUCCCAAUUGCCGCCAGGAUUCAGAUUUCAUCCCACUGAUCAAGAACUAAUCACCCACUACUUAAGAAAAAGGGUCACCUCUUCCCUCACUCCAGCAACAUCUAUAAUUGCCGAUAUAGACUUGUACAAGUUCAAUCCAUGGGAUCUUCCAGACAAAGCUUUCUUUGGAGAAGGUGAAUGGUUCUUCUUUACCCCUAGAGAUCGGAAGUAUCCUAAUGGAUCACGGCCAAAUAGAGGAGCAGCAUCUGGAUACUGGAAAGCUACAGGCAUAGACAAACCAAUCAUCGCCACCGGUGGGUCCCAGUGCCUCGGCGUGAAGAAAGCCCUUGUCUUCUACCAAGGCCGGCCACCAAAGGGAAUCAAGACUGACUGGGUCAUGCAUGAGUAUCGUCUACUUGAUGACAAUACUUCUUGGGCCCAAAAGCCUAAGAGUUCGAUGCGGUUGGACGACUGGGUUCUCUGUCGGGUUAGGCAUAAAGGAAGUAUUCCAAAUGAAACUGACAAGAAACAAGAAAUCUCAAGCUGUACCGAUCCCAAGGAACAUGAAAUUUUGAAAGGAAGUAGUGAAAACAUAAUCGAAUGGAGCGAUCAACAACUCUUUGCUUACCUCUUGGGUUCCCACGAGAAGGGCGAGGAGAGCACAUCUGAGGUCAUAAACUCCCCCAACUCCUGCAGCGAAGAAACCACAGCCUACUAUGGAUGUACUGCCGAAAUGGCACAAUCAUCGCAGAUGGUUCCACCCAUGCUGAACUCGAUAAAACGGAUGCUUUCAUUUGGAACAUUGGAUGAGCUCAUUUUGCAGUCUCCAAGCAAGAAAUCGUGCUAUACUAGUAUCUCUGAGCAGCCAUUGCAGACUGGUUCAUUGUUGGCUGAGCAGUUCUAUCCAGAAUUCUUAAUGUGGUAAUUUCAGGAUUGAUGUCAGAAGUGCCUACAGAAUUAUUGAUACAGAUGCUGAAGGGAGGCAAAAGAAAAGGUAAAAAUGUUCAGCGUGACGCUGAAGAUGAGUAUGAAAGGAUUGAAGAACAAGGUUUGAGCAAGUAGAAGUAUACAACACAAUAUUGAGGUCGAAGGCAAUCAGGUCUGCAUGCAGGAGUACUUAAGUCUGUAAAUAGGAGAAGAUUUUUGUUUUUUAAUUAGAAUAACAGGCUCUGUAGCAAAAUCAAAUCUUUGUUGAUUUAUUUAAUUAACCUGUUUAAUGGGGGGGAAACUGUUAUUAUACAGGAAUUCAGGUAUAGCCCUAUAAACAACCUGUUAAUCAACUUAGUUUCUUGUGGUGUUGACAUUUUGGUCACUUCACCACUAACAAGUAACGACAUCAAUAGUUUGAUAUACAGUGUAAAUUACUAUAUAUUAUGUUGUAACUUGCUACUUUUUGGUUCUAAGUUGUUUAGUAUACAUUUAUUUUUAAACCAAAUGCUUAAACUAUUUAUUUUUUCUUUUUUCACACUAAAGCAACAAACAUGGCAAACUGUAGAUGGGUUUUUACUUUUUAGCCUAUAAACCAAAGUUGAUCCCCAUUAAGUUUUUAACCCGUCCCCUUCACAAAAUUGUUUUUCAUCUGUAAGCCCAAAGUUUUACCCCCCAUGUAUUUUUCAACCCUUCCACCUAAAAAAUCACACUGAGAUCCAACCCAACCGAAUUAUUGUUAACCCACUUUCUAUUUCAGUAGUUCGGUACGUUAAGUUGCUAUAUUUUACUGUAAUAUGCUAUAAUUUUUGUCUAAGUAAUUAGGAAUAUGUGGUAUUUCUAAAUAAAAUGUGCAAACUGGGUUUUGGCUUUGUUCACACUCAUGCUGUAGCAUCGUUCGGGUUAAUUUAGCUUGUUUAUCAUCUAAAUCAGAAUGGCUCAUUUCCUUCUCAUCCGCCAACUGAUCCAAAGAGCUUAAACCACCCCAGAUUCUAUUAAACUCUCUCACUUAAGAAUUCCCUGGAGAAACAAUCAUACUCCUAGCAAAUAUGCAAUCUUCUCCUUAAUGAAACAAGCACACUCUCACUUAAUAAUACGACUACAAUAUAAACUAUCAGUGUGAAACUAACACAAAAAGAACAGUACAUUGACCUGUAACAACGUAUGUUUCCAAGAUACGUCAAGGAAAAGAUUUACAAGGAAUUUCGUAUAACAAGACAUGGGGAAACAUUGAAUAGACUUGAAUUAUGCAGACCUAAACAUUGGAAGGUAGCACUCAUUCAUCAAUAACAUUCUGAAAAAGAAAUUUUCACUGCAAAACAAAAGCUUUUGAUCAAAUAGGAGGAUGUAACAAAGACAGCCAGAUGGUAUUACAUAAAUACAAUGGAAGCUAAAAGCUAAGCAGCAUUUGUUGCAACCUGCC